AUGGGCGCAUGCAUGAGCUCGAGCAAUGAGGAGGCGGAUCAGAAGAAGAAGAGUCAGGCCAUUGAUAAAAUUCUGGAGGAAGACUCGAAACGAUUACGGAAAGAAUGCAAGAUUUUACUGCUAGGUUCUGGUGAGAGUGGCAAGUCGACGAUUGUCAAACAGAUGAAAAUCAUCCAUCUUAAAGGAUACUCGGAAGAUGAGCUAUUCAACUACCGGCCAACUGUCUUCAAAAAUCUUGUGGAGUGCGCCAAGGCAGUUAUUAUGGCCAUGCAACAAUUCGACAUCGAGCCUCAAAACGAAGAGAACAAGGCACAUGCGGAGUUCCUAUUAGAAUACCAAGCCGAGUCUGGCCCUCAAGCGCAAAUCGAUCCGAAAGUGGGCGCGGCGGUACAAGCUCUGUGGAACGAUCCAGCGAAAGAUCUUCUCAUGGAACAUCAGACGGAGUUCUACCUCAUGGAUUCCGCCGAAUAG
Fusarium musae is the source of this 471-nucleotide messenger RNA. RefSeq names its product G protein alpha subunit. The transcript is spliced from 2 exons. The record is from RefSeq and is a predicted model, not a curated record. Bases 1 to 471 code for a protein of 156 amino acids. Gene Ontology annotation, molecular function: guanyl nucleotide binding; GTPase activity; G protein-coupled receptor binding. Gene Ontology annotation, cellular component: heterotrimeric G-protein complex. Lineage: Eukaryota; Fungi; Ascomycota; Sordariomycetes; Hypocreales; Nectriaceae. Gene Ontology annotation, biological process: adenylate cyclase-activating G protein-coupled receptor signaling pathway.